This is a messenger RNA of Megalopta genalis, 3223 nucleotides long. RefSeq lists its product as uncharacterized. NCBI's taxonomy places the organism in Eukaryota, Metazoa, Arthropoda, Insecta, Hymenoptera, Halictidae. The record is from RefSeq and is a predicted model, not a curated record.
GAUCAAUACCACAGAAUGUUCGAUCAGAGACGAAACUCCUAUCGGAAGCUUUGACCUUUAUAUGUAAUCUCAAACUGGGGAACCUUGGUCGCAAUUUAGAUGUAGCGUUGAAAAGUGCGCCAAUAUUCAAAAUGUAAUACCACGACGAAUUUUGACUUUUUUUUUCAAAAAACAAAGAGUGUUUCGGAAACACAAAUAAUUUCGUGAACAUAAUUUGAUUUAAAAGAUUAUUCUCACUGUUACAUAUUCACUGUGUAUAUAAAUAAAUAUUCUCGUACAUUUGCGAGCAUUUUUAUUUUUAUAUUUAUAUUUAUACAAUUACACUAUGUAUUUUAUUAAAGAAUACUGAAAAUCGUACACACGCGCGCUCGAUAAAUAUCAUCAGAGUCCCACCGAUAAAUUCAUAGAACACAAUUUGCGCACGCAUGCGAACUGAAAAUCAGUGUUUAUAAAACUCCAAAGUUUCGUCUCUGACAAAGUACUGUGUGCUUCUGGUCGAAUAUUCUGUGUCAAUACUCCCGCUCGUGAGGACAUACAAAACACAAGUCGUCUUGCGAACAGGUACUGUUCUGCGUGUCCAAACAGGAUUCACCUGGGGAUCUAUACCUUUUACGCGCUUUUUUUUAAAUUUCUCGAGAUAAUUGAACGAUGAUUAAUUCUGUUUCUGUUCAUCAAUUACGUUACUAUGUUAAUUUUGAUUUGGAUUCCUUGGAAUGUAUGUGGAAUUCAUUUCUUCGUUUGUGCCCAGUCGGUUUCGGAGAUCUUUAAAAUCCUAUCGAGUGUUCGUAACAAUUAAUCGCUAAAAGUCGAUGUCCACCAUUGUUGCUGAAAUAUUAACCAAUCCUUGGUUGGUGUCAAAUGACGUCAAAAAAUCUAGGCGCAGAAUCACGCUCCUCGAAGGCUCUGGUGAUCGUGUGUCCUGUCGAAUUUUCGGCUGUCAUUUCGGACACUCAAUCUUUGUUCAGGUGUAACUUAUUUGAUAUUUUAAAGCUCAAUCGCUUUUUAAAGAGAACCUUCUACAUUUUACUCAUCUGCGUUAAUAACGCGAACUUUUAUCGCUAUAAACUUGUAGAGAAUAUUUAUGUCUUACCUACACAACUAAGUAUUAAGCUUUCAAAGAUGGCAUCCGAAGUAAUAGUGAAAUUGCCAAAAGUACCAACGGUAUCAACAUCGUCAGUUCCAAAAGUACCAUUUCCUCAAGGAAAGAAACCACCAUCUGACAUAGUAGCUCAGUUAGAACAAAAUAUGAAAUUUUUGCAAGAACAACAUCAAGCAACAUUAGUGGCUUUACAUGAAGAAGUAGAUUCUCUGCGUCAAAGAAAUAGAGAUUUACAGUUUCAAUUGGUAUUUUCCAAAGGAUCUGCUUUUGUGCCUAGCAGUCCUUCAUCCCCUGAAGAUAAUGAAACUGGGUUUGUGAAACCAAAGGAUAGCCCAGGAUGCGUAAAUGUUGCACCAUUGCAGGUGGAACUAUUGGAGAAAGAUUUGCAAGAUAUUAAGAUAUCUUUGCAAGAAGCUAAGACACAAAAUCAGUAUUUGUCGGAGAUCGUUGAACAACAGAAAAAGAAAUUGGAUUCCUCGAUGGAACAGAAAACAAUCAAACAAUCGGUAACAGAUGUAGGAAUCCAAAUCGAUUGCUUUCGACUAAAUCAGAUCGACGAGGCAGACUUGAGAUGCGUAGAAUCGAUGAUAAAACAGCUAAUGAAACAGAUCGUAGAUCAAAGGAAAGAAAUUGAAAAGUUGAAGGAAGUAUUAGAAAAUGCAGCGAGCGUUAAUAAAGGUGCUCGUUCUCGCGACAGUAACAACGGUCAUCAUAAUCGUGUAUCACCUACGAGUUCCACGCAGGAACAAAUUCCUCAUAAAUUUCCGCCUUUACAGAGCCAGAGUUAUUGGCAUCGCAGGACGUCUAGGAAUGGAAGAAACCGGCACGAUAAACAAGAUCAUCAGUCGGAAGUGGACUUCACGAUGUUACCGCAACUUCAAAACGAUAGUAUGACAUUGGAUACGGUAAUUACCGAAUCUCAAUUUCAUCAGAGACCCGCUUAUCGCAAUUACUGUCGCGAGAAAAUUGACAAAAUCCGCCGAAAUUAUUGGCUUCACACAUCGCAGAAAGAUCGAAGAGAUACUGAUAACAAUCAUCAUCACCACCAACAUCAACAUCAUCAUCAUCAUCAUAAUAAUCACAAUAAUCAUAACAAUCAUAAUAAUCAUAAUAACCAUCAUGAUCAUCGACGGGAUUACAAGGACAGAAAUUCAAAGGGGCAUCAAAAAGAAUUUGUAGAUUCGGCGGAAGGCUCGAGAGAAGCAGAUAAAUCAACUGCUAGUAAAUCAUAAAUGCAUAACAGUCUGCAAAAAUAUUAGAUGCGCGACAGAUGCGUUUUGUUCUCUACCUAAAUACAGGUGAUAAUAAGGAAUAUUUCAAUAGCGAUAUAUUUGUUAAUAAGAGAAUAAUCUACUUUUUCUUCUACCUGCUUAAAACUGAUAAUUAAUGUUAAUUACAUACGUACAGGCUUGCCAUAGGUUAGUGAUAAUACUGAAUUGAGAUUAUAUGAACUUUAAUGUGAAAAUCUAGUCCAAUUUUACUCAUUGUAGGCUACCAUUGUAAAGGUAGAAUGUCUGUGCUUUAUGAAUCAGUGAUAAUUAGUAAAUACAAUUACUUGUGCUAUUAUGAACUAAAAAAAAAAGGAUAAUUGUUUCAUUUUUACUGCGAGAAACAAUAACAUACUUCUUUUUUAAGAAAAAGUCGAUCAUAAUCAUGAUACGGUAAUGAUGAUGAUGAUGAGAUGAUAAUGGUGAUGACGGCAUGAUGAUGAUGACGAUGGUGAUGAUGAUGAUGAUGAUGAUGAUGAUGGCAGUGAAGAUGUUGGCGAUGAUAAUAAUAAAAGAAAAUAUACGACCAAUAUUUAUAUGAUGUUAGUUUCUCAGGCUUAAAUUGACCAAUGCUUAAGCUUAAUACGCGCGCAAUAUUUCAGUACACUGUGUACGUGUAUUACAUUUUUAUUUACAGGUUACUGAGUAUUAUUUAUUGUGAUAUUAUAGAUUUCAUAUAGUUUUACAGGUGACGUUAGCAAUGUCGUUGUAUGAUCACGCUGUUGUCAAUGUUACAUCCAAAUACUUUGUCAGUUCUAAGAAUCAUAUAUUACGUUUCGAUCAGUAUAGGGAGAUACAAAUGAACAAUUUAUUAUAAUUGUAAAAAAAUCAUUAAAUUAAACAUCUUUUCUCUCUU